UGACGAACAAUUGUACCAUGUUAUCCAGUUCACGUUGGGGAUCCGCAUUCGUCUGUUUUCUCGCGUUGGCGUGUAGCAGUAGCUACCGCACACAGGCGUUCAUCGUUCCGUCCGGGACGUCGUCGCGCGUUUCGGUCGCCGUGCGCAGCUUGCCUCCACCCCGAGACAUUGCCUACGGUGAAGAAUCGCGCAAAUACCGUCGGACCGUGUACACACACGACGACUGGGUCAAUCACCGUUCACCUGAUCGUUUCUGGCGCAACAUUAUCGCCAUGCCGACUUCCGGAGUGUACAAGAACUUGGCCAAGGAGUGCAUCGCCACCACGGCAGUUGCCACGGCUAUCGUCGUGUACAAUGCCCUCGUAGGGGGAUACACCGACUUUGGGGGAGUGCAACACGCUGCCGUUUUACAAAACGAACUAUUGCCCAAAAUUGGAAUGCCCGUGUCACCUUUUACCGUCUCGGGAUCCUUUUUGGGCUUUUUGCUCAUUUUCCGGACCAACUCUUCGUACAAGCGUUGGGACGAAGCACGUAAGAACUGGGGAAUGAAUAUUAACCACACGCGCGAUCUCGUCCGCAUGGGGACCGCCUUUUACGACAAGACGGGAGUGACCGAUGAACAGCGCAAGAAGGAUCUGCAAGCCCUGAGUCUCGCUACCUGGAGUUUCGUCCGCGCCAUGAAGCGGCACCUUUCCCCCGAACAAGAAGACGAGCAAGACUUCCGCCGGGAACUCCACGAACGCCUGCCACCCCGCCAGGCCCAAGCCAUUAUCGACGCCGCUCACCGCCCCAACCGAGCCCUCUUUGACCUUUCCGUUGCCAUUGAGAAUCUGCCCAUGCACUUUAUGCGAAAAAAUGAAAUCCACAACGCUGCCACCAUUUUCGAAGACAACCUCGGUAGCAGCGAACGUCUCUUGACGUCGCCCAUUCCUCUCUUUUACGCUCGUCACACGGCCCGCUUCCUCGGAGUCUGGUUACUCCUCAUGCCAUUUUGCCUCUACGACCCCUUUGCGGGUUCGUGGAACCACGUUGGAAUGAUCCCAGCCACCGCCUUGAUUUCCAUCUUUUUGUUCGGCAUUGAAGAACUCGCCACGUCCAUGGAAGAACCCUUUACGAUUCUUCCCAUGCAGGCCUUCUGC
Molecule: messenger RNA, 1139 nt
Organism: Phaeodactylum tricornutum CCAP 1055/1
Lineage: Eukaryota; Bacillariophyta; Bacillariophyceae; Surirellales; Neidiaceae
Exons: 2
Molecular function (GO): chloride channel activity
Source: RefSeq, a predicted model, not a curated record